Messenger RNA from Diatraea saccharalis (sugarcane borer), 1293 nucleotides. The record is from the annotation of a GenBank genome assembly. Lineage: Eukaryota; Metazoa; Arthropoda; Insecta; Lepidoptera; Crambidae.
AUGGUGAAAGAAGAAAGUGAGGAUGAGAUGAGGAUAGAACCCCCGCGCUGGGUAUGGGGUCCGCCCUGCCGCCCCGCGACCACGCCCGGGAUGAGAAGAGUUGAGCGCGAUCGCGGGGCGCCGGGGCGGUCCCAGCGCCCGAGUGUGUGUCCGGUGCCGUGGUCGCAAGCUUGUGCUUUUCAGGCCGACCCCCCACCCCGCGGUCACUUCCACCAAGGUGGCCGCUGCCGCGGGACGGGAGGGCGGCCCGGCGACCACGCACCUGGAAGUUCGCGGAGAAAGAAAGAGAAAGAAGGAAGAAAAGAAAGAAGAGAGAAGAGAAGAGAAAUUCCGUUCUCUCCACAUCCAUCCCUCCCAAUAGAAAAGUGGGAGAGGAGGGAGGGAGGCCGGAAGGAGCGCAGAAGGCGCGUCCAACAAAUCUCCAAACCUCAUCGCCCGCAGGGUCGCAGCCCAGUCCAGGGAGUUCGUGUUCCACGUCCAGGGGCAGCACGCACCUCCGCCAUUCCCGCCAAAACCAAGGCACAGCCACCGAAACCUCGGUUCAGCGGGCCCGCGAGAGCGGGAAAGGGAAGCAGUACUCGCAACAUAGGAGCGGCCCACCCCAAAAAGCCACAUCCAGGAGCAAUACGCACCUCCGCUAUUCCCGCCGUACAGCACAGCCACCGGGGAACCUCGCAUCAGCGGGCCCAGCGGGCUCGCGAAGGCAGGAGGCAGGGCAGCGGUGCACGCAGCCAAGGAGCGGCCCAGGAAGUCCCCGGUCCGGACUGCGGUCGAGGGGGUCAAGGAGGUUUGGGGUUGGAGCGUCGCUCUUUGUACACCGAUGUUCAGAUGAGGGUGAGGUUAGUUGGUUUCAGGGGGGGAAUGAUUGUCGGUGACGAAGUGUCAGACGGAGUGCCCCGUGGUGUUAUUGCUGUAGUUGUUUUUGUUGUUGCUGUUGUUGUUGUUGUUGUAGUAUUCCCCUACGGUCGGUCCGCCCGAUUCCCUUGGGGUCCUGUUGCCUUGUUUUCUUAUUGCUUCCGCCAGACUGACGGCCGCCAGGGCGAGUUUACGGUGGGCUUUGAUGUCCUUGAUAAUGUUGCGAUGCUGCAGUUCGAUGGUGUACUGCAGGUGGUGAAGGCGGAGGAGAGGGAGGGAGGGGACGGCAACGGCGACGAAGAAGACCUCGGCGACCGCGGCUGCGACUGCGACUGCGGCGGCGACGGCGACGGCGACGGCGAAGCACGGGGCAGGGCGGAGCGGCCGACGGAGAAGGGAAGCGAGGAGAGGAGACGCGGGGAUCGUCGAGCUGCGUAG